UGUCUGACGGCGGCCUCGGCUGGAGCAGCUGGGGGCUGUAGCACGACCAGGCUCUGCUGCUGCUGCUGCUGCUGCUGCACACGUCCUGCCUGUGUUCGCCGGUGCUGCACAAGCACCCCUAACCCCGCCUUCUCCGCCGCUCUCCGGCCCGCCCAAAUCACCCCAAACCCCCGACUGGAGCGAGCCCGAGCCUGGCGGAGACCCGGCGGCCUGGGAGCCGUGCAGCCGUGCAGAGAGAGACGCCGUCCCCGCAGCAUUCAUCUGCUCUCCUGUAACAAAUGCAGUGCGAGGACAAUGGAUGAGGAUGUCACCAGGCUUACAAUACAUUCUGAAGAGCCUAAAAUAAUUAUACACGGAUCGGAUGAGGGUGGUGCUGGCGGGCAGGAGUUUGUUGUGGAGCUUCAAGAGACUGUGUUGGUGUCGGAAGGCGAGGGUGAGGGCAUGGCAGUUCACAGGUUUGCCCCAGAUGAGCUAGUCAUCCAGGAUGCUGUGGAGGAUGUUGUUUCUGAGUAUGUGCACUGCGAUGAAGAUGAAGAUGUUGCUGUAGAAACCUGUGUGAUGGCUCUGGAGGGUGACGAGGAAGGUGUUGCCAUGGGAGACAUCCCAGAAGAUGGGCUGGACCCAGAGCAGCAGGACGAUGACCAGGAUGGCUGUGGAGAUUAUCUAAUGAUAUCAUUGGAUGAAGCCGGUAAAAUGGUGUCUGAGGAUGGAACGGAGGUAACGGUGGAAGGAGCUGUCGAGGACCAGGAAGUUGAGAAAGAUGAGGAUGGACAGGAGGUGAUAAAGGUGUACAUUUUCAAGGCUGAUUCUGGAGAGGACGACAUGGGAGAGUCGGUUGAUAUCAGUGACGGAGACACUGAGAGUAUGGCGUUAACCGAGUCUUCAGGCCAAACACUCCGAGAGAAGAUGGUUUACAAGUCUGUUGGAGAUUCUCAUCGCAAUCAAGGAAACCACAGUGCAGAGGACAGUGAGAGCUGUGAGAACCGGAACGGUGCAGCAUCUGCUCUGCUGCACAUCGAUGAGUCUGACGGGGUCGAUGAGAUCAACAGACAACGCAACAAGACCAAGAGACGGUCGGAGCCUCGGCAGGUCCAGACAGCCAUCAUCAUCGGUCCGUACGGCCAGCCGCUCACCGUUUACCCCUGCAUGCUCUGUGGUAAAAAGUUCAAGUCCCGAGGCUUUCUGAAACGCCACACUAAGAAUCAUCACCAGGAUAUUCUGACCAGAAAGAAGUACCAAUGCACAGACUGUGACUUCACUACCAACAAGAAAGCCAGUCUCCACAACCACAUGGAGGUGCACGCUCUGAGCAGCAAGGCCCCCUUUGAGUGUGAGAUGUGCGGUAAGGAGUUCCACCAGCAGGGGGCACUGUUCUCACACAGACUGCAGCACCAUCACCGGGAACCCAAAACCCAGCCGCCCCUUCCGCCCACCAAGAUGCACAAAUGCAAGUUCUGUGACUAUGAAACUGCCGAGCAGGGACUGUUAAAUCGACAUUUGUUGGCCGUUCACAGCAAGAGUUUUCCGCACAUCUGUGUGGAAUGUGGGAAAGGUUUUCGACAUCCUUCUGAGUUAAAGAAACACAUGCGCACACACACCGGCGAGAAGCCGUACUCCUGCCUGUACUGCGACUACAAGUCUGCUGAUUCCUCUAAUCUCAAAACACACAUCAAGACUAAGCAUAGCAAAGAGAUGCCGUACAAAUGCGAGCGCUGCUUCCAGACCUUUGCAGAGGAGGAGGAGUUGAUGCAGCACGGACUAACGCACGAGGAGAAUAAGACGCACCACUGUGCCCACUGUGAUCACAAAAGUUCCAACUCCAGUGACCUGAAACGCCAUAUCAUAUCUGUUCACACCAAGGACUACCCUCACAAGUGCGCCGUGUGUGGGAAAGGCUUCCACCGGCCGUCCGAACUAAAGAAGCACUCACUAUCUCACCGCACCAAGAAACUCCACCAGUGCCGGCACUGCAACUUCAAAAUUGCAGACCCUUUUGUUCUCAGUCGCCACAUCUUGUCUGUCCACACGAAAGAGCAACAGGCCUCGGCUGAGAAAGCCGAGGCCAAGAGGACAGAGACACACACUGCUGUUGCCACACCUAAGAAGUCUGCACCUAGCGGCUCCAGCAGCGCUGCCCCCCCUGCCCGGGUCAGCGCCGCCAGCCUGGCCAGCAGUGUGACUGUAGUUAUUGGCAAAGGACAGAAAGAGAGGAGAAUCUACCAGUGCCAGUACUGUGACUAUAGCACUGGGGAUGCCUCGGGUUUCAAGCGGCACGUCAUUUCCAUUCACACAAAAGACUAUCCACACCGCUGCGAGAUCUGUUCGAAGGGCUUCCGGCGACCCUCGGAGAAAAACCAGCAUAUCAUGCGUCACCACAAGGACGUGGUGCAGACAGAGUGACUCUGAGUCCAAUAUGUGCCACGACAAAGAACAGCAGUGAAGCAUCCAUCACACCCCCAUCACUCAGCACAUCAUCUUUACUCUGGAACUGUGUGCUACGUGCUCCUCUUCAGUCCGCUGUUGUUUUACUCUUUUUGAUCCUCAGCCUAAUGUUUGUUCAUAGAUGUAUACACAUGUACAUACCGUUACCUCUCUGACAGAGUUAGCAGACAAGCCUUCCCCCUCGUAGACUUGCACUUUUGACUGCAUGUCCUUUGUUGGAGACAGUGUGCAUGGCAGAUUGUGCUGAUGUCUUUUUUGUAGAUUCACAUUUUUGAUCUCUUGAAGGUAGCAAUCAGUUCUCAAUCACAAUGGUCCUAAUUAUUUGAACUGAAGUGUAAUUUUCCAAAAUGUUUGCAUCAUUUUGUUAAAAUGUUCUUAACACAGAGGUAUGCAUUAGCAAGCUUGUCCCAGUAGCACUCGAGAAAGUGUGUGUGUGUGUCUGUCUGUGUGUGGAGUGAGAGUGAGUGAAUGAAUUUGUUUUGCUUGCUGAUGCUCUGACCCCGAACAACUUGCUACUUCAUGCUUUUUUUUAUUGUGUUAAAACAACACGAUUCUGGCUGUGUGCAGAUGAAAGAUUUAUCAGAUGCAGCCAUCUACCACCAUAGCUCGAUGUCCAACAUUGUCUUUACCCAAACCAGUGGAGACACAGCCUUGAAUAAACAUGUUUUUAAUCUGUUAUUGCUAACUGAGAAAUCCCAUGAAUUUGGAUCAGUUGGGUUUUUAUGUAAUAAGGAAAAACCUCCCUUCUUUUCAUGUGUACGUUUUCAGCCUUUUACUGUUAAAACAUGGCAAAAAAGCUCAAACCACAACUAUCAGUAUGUUACCAAUAUUAGGCUGGGGUUUUAAAUGAAAAGUGCCACAAUAGAAAUGGUUGUAAGUGGGACUUGUAUGUGGUGCUGCACGUAUGAACCUAUGGACUGAAUGUUUCCCCAUCACAGAUGAACUCUUGCCAGUAGAAAGGGACUCGGUAGAUGCAACUACGGUGACGGGUGCUGGUCCUCUACAUGUAUUAUAGCUUUUUUUUUUUUUUCAUAUUUUGUUAACACCUGUGAUCAUUUGUUUUUAUAUUUAUUUCAUUUUACAACUCGUUGUAUAGUUAAGUGUAACUAGACCUCUAUGGGACGUAAAUUAUUGUUUUGUAUAAAAAAACUGUACAAAGCGUGUAGAUGUAAACAGUUGAUGAAAAUGCAAUCUGAACUGUGUUGUUAUGGAUGUAUGUCAGCGUAUUUGUUAAAAAAAGAUAAUAAAGCAAAGUAUUUUAACUGUUUAGUUUUA
Cololabis saira (Pacific saury) is the source of this 3717-nucleotide messenger RNA. RefSeq names its product zinc finger Y-chromosomal protein. Gene Ontology annotation, molecular function: RNA polymerase II cis-regulatory region sequence-specific DNA binding; DNA-binding transcription factor activity; metal ion binding. Bases 295 to 2400 code for a protein of 701 amino acids. The record is from RefSeq and is a predicted model, not a curated record. Gene Ontology annotation, biological process: regulation of transcription by RNA polymerase II. Gene Ontology annotation, cellular component: nucleus. Lineage: Eukaryota; Metazoa; Chordata; Actinopteri; Beloniformes; Belonidae. The transcript is spliced from 7 exons.